Molecule: messenger RNA, 2442 nt
Organism: Punica granatum (pomegranate)
Lineage: Eukaryota; Viridiplantae; Streptophyta; Magnoliopsida; Myrtales; Lythraceae
Source: RefSeq, a predicted model, not a curated record
ACCUCCUGCCAUGGAGGUAGGUAGUAUACACGAAGGAGCAGCGGGCCACAGAUCUGGCCCACUGACAUCAGGGCGCAGUUGAACAGUACAAGGAUGAUGCUGUUUAUUUGGUCCUUCAUGAUCAUCCUCUUCCCCUGCUGCUGCUGCUGCUGCUCUCUGCGUCCAUUAUAAGCCGUUUCUUGUGCUGCCUCCUCCAUCGUGCUGCUGCAAAUCUGGGCGUGACCGAGAGGACAGCGAGUUAAGUGAAUCUGAGUUUCUGUGUUUAAUCGUCCUCUCAUUGGCAACACCAUUAAUAAAUACAUAUAUAUGCAUCCAUUACGAUCCUGAGAGAUCCCACCAGUAAAAGGAUCCAUGACAUCAGGAGACAUUUUAGUAUGUAUAAUCUAUCCAGCCACUAUGAUAAUGGCCACUUCAUCUAACUGCUUAUUAAUGACGACAAGAAGGAAACCGUCAUUUAUGCUUACGGCAGAUAUUUCUGUAUUCAUCUGCCCCAUCUAAUCUGGUCUGCUGUUCUUUCGAAGCAGAUCGAGAUGUAGUUCUUAGGCAGCUUCUGUGGGGUCGCAAUUCUGUCACUGCUCAUGUUAACAUAAGUGAUUAUUCUUCUUUGGAGCAAAGCCUUUAGUUGAUCUUGUUAAUCCUGCAUCGAGGUCGGUUUCCUAACCCAUCUAAUCCGGUCAUUUCACUGAUUUCAAGUCGACACGAAUCUUCUUCCAUCUACAAAAAAUGGAGGCCCCUUCUCACUUUAAUGUCAAUCAGCCUGUCUGUGUCGGCAAAGACUGACGUAGUCAUCGUGGACCUUUCAACACGGAACGUAUGUAAGUUAGCUAGAAACAUCUACAGAAAGAUUUUGCAGUGACUGAUUGUCAUAAUUGUUUCUCUUCGUAAUGGCUUUAUCAGAAAUCUGUUUUUACUAGGAAUGAUGAGGAAAUCCACAUAAAAGGGAAAACUGAAAAAAAAAAGAAAAAAAAACAGAGAGAGAGUAAUGGAGAGGAGGAAGAUGCUCAUUGACUUGGAAUGGUCAGUCAACUUCACUUCAGGACAACGUUUCCCCAGCCUUAUUAAAGCAAUGGUCUCUUUCCUCCGGAAACUCGAACCAUCCUCUAGUUUCCUUUGAUAAUAUUGCACUCAGUAAUGACACCUAAUUCUCUAGUGUUGGUAACGACAUUUAUAUUUCCGAUUGUAGUCGGGCUGCUCUUUCUUUUGUAUUUGGCUUGGGAUAAUUUUGUUCUUAUUAUUAUAGAGGGGCUGCUACUUCUUUUGUAUGUGGCUUUUGGGAUUUUGUAUUGGCUCAACUACAGGAAAGGCAACAAAGAGGGUACCGUGCUGACAAGCAAUGAAUUUUUGUUGGCAAUAUGGAGCUAUGACGGGAGAAUUGCAUACCAGAAGAUUAUAGCUGCGGUCGAGGACUUCGACAGCAAGUACUGCAUCAGCGCCGGGGCAUAUGCGAGCGUCUACAAGGCGGAACUGGCAACGGACCGUGUUUUCGCCGUGAAGAAACUUCAUGCAGUACUUGACGAUGAGAGUGAGACAGCUAUUCACAAGGCGUUCGAGAGCGAGAUCCGCGCUCUCACGGAGGUGAGGCACCGUAACAUCGUGAAUUUCUGUGGGUACUGCUCGACCCCGAGGCACUCUUUCCUGGUAUACGAGUUCCUGGGAUCAGGUAGCCUGCAGGGCUUACUGAUUGAUGAUGAUGAUGCGGCGGGUUUCGGGUGGCUCGAGCGGGUGAACAUUGUGAAGGGCAUUGCAAACGCUUUGUGCUACCUGCACCAUGAGUGCUCCCCUCCGAUACUUCACCGAGAUGUGUCAAGCAAAAAUGUGCUGCUGGAUGACGAGUACGAAGCCCGCGUGUCGGACUUUGGCACUGCCAGGUUUCUGAAACCCGAUUCGUUAAACUGGACUACAUUCGUAGGGACAUGUGGAUACGCCGCUCCAGAGCUUGCAUACACCAUGAUCGUGAACGAGAAGUGUGACGUCUAUAGUUUUGGAGUUGUGACUCUAGAGACAAUCAUGGGAAGGCACCCGACGGAUCUCAUCUCAUCCAUCUCCUUCAGUCCGGCUGCAUCAUCAUCAACUGAUCACCUUACGCUGAAAGAUGUCUUAGAUCCGCGAAUUCCAUUCCCAAGAAAUGAAGCCGCAUUUGAAGUUAUCUACACUGUACAGGUAGCAUUCUCGUGCUUGAGCUACAGACCAGAGUUCCGGCCUACCAUGAAACAAAUAGCUCGAGGCCUAUCCAAUCAAAGAUCACACCUACCUGAUCCACCGAAUGUGAUGGAACUCGGAGAACUGAUGGAUUUGACAUUUGGAAGCUUGCGUCCCUAAAAUUUCGAACUACGUUUGGAACUGCAGUCUCGGUCUGAUUUCGUUGAAAUCUUAAUUUUCUUCUUUCACAUAUUUCAUGGACUACAUUCUAUCAUAAUAUGGAAGCAUCCUUAUCGAUUGAAA